Molecule: messenger RNA, 2928 nt
Organism: Aspergillus ibericus CBS 121593
Lineage: Eukaryota; Fungi; Ascomycota; Eurotiomycetes; Eurotiales; Aspergillaceae
Product: MFS myo-inositol transporter
Exons: 8
Coding region: 118-2928 (936 amino acids)
Biological process (GO): transmembrane transport
Cellular component (GO): membrane
Molecular function (GO): myo-inositol:proton symporter activity
Source: RefSeq, a predicted model, not a curated record
CCUUUCCCCAGCAACUUAAGCUACCCGAUAUCAUCGGCCGUACUAACAAUUUGGGACGUAGGUACGCUUGGGAUGGCUCUUAUAGAUACCCAUACAAAAGCUACAGGACCCUAAGCCAUGAAACACAGGGAUGAGAAUGAGCCGUCAGACCCCAAUGCUCCUUUGCUCCCUUCGGAGCCUCUGAUAGACCAUGAACCCCAGCAUGAUGACGGCAAUAUCGACUCAAACCAGACAAAUGGCUGGUUUAUAUAUGCUCUGACGUUUUCUGCGGGGAUAAGCGGGCUGUUAUUUGGUUACGAUACAGGAGUCAUUUCCUCGACUCUAGUGUCGAUCAAAGCCGACCUUUCCAAUCGCAAUCUUAGCACUCUGGACAAAAGUCUAGUAACGUCUUGCACGAGCCUGUUCGCUCUCGUUGCGAGCCCGCUGGCAGGGAUCUUGGCGGACAACUUCGGUCGCAGAAAGGUUAUCCUUGUUGCAGAUGUGCUUUUCGCCCUGGGCGCAUUGAUACAGGCUGUCACCAGCACAGUAUGGGGGAUGAUUGCUGGGAGAAGCAUUGUUGGCCUGGCCGUUGGCGGAGCAAGCCUGGUGACUCCAUUAUAUAUUUCUGAGCUGGCACCAUCCCAUGUUAGAGGAAGACUCGUCACGAUCCUCAGCCUCUUCAUCACAGGCGGACAAGUCGUCGCCUACAUUUUUUUCAUUGUUUUGGCUUUGCCAGAAACCCCCCGAUGGCUGGUGCAGGCAGGGUUCGGAGAAAAAGCUACAAGUGUCCUUUCCAAAGUCUACGGGGGCGACCCCGACGGCGAUCUCAUGGCCAAGAGGGUUAUGCAUGAUAUCCAACGAGAAGUGGCUCAGGAGGAGGAACAAUUAAGUCAAACGAACAACCCUUCCACAGGCAGUCGACACUGGCUCGAUAAUAUUACACAGUGCGCUCGAAGUCUAGUCCUCGUCGGUGGAAACCGUAGGGCCUUGAUAAUAGCGGUUAUGCUGCAAGGAAUACAACAACUAUGCGGGUUCAACAGCCUCAUGUAUUUCUCGGCGACAAUAUUCUCAAUGCUUUCGUUCUCAUCACCGACUCUCACAUCAUUAUCGGUGGCAAUGACCAAUUUCUUAUUCACCUUGCUUGCGUUUGCUCUUAUCGACAGAAUUGGUCGGCGCCGCAUUCUUCUUUACUCAAUACCAGUCAUGGCCCUGUCACUUUUGGCUUGUGCUUUAACGUUUGCCUCGAUUAACAUGCCAAAGCCCGAGUCGAGAGUCCGAGCAGAAGACGUCACAACUAGUGGCUCCUUACUCCCUGUCACUAUUCUCAUAUGCCUCACUGUCUACACGGCAUCUUACGCGUUUGGCCUAGGCAACGUGCCCUGGCAGCAAUCAGAGCUAUUUCCCUUGAAUGUGCGCUCCUUAGGGUCAGCACUCGCUACCGCUACGAAUUGGGGAUCUAACUUUGUUGUCGGUCUUACAUUUUUGCCUAUGAUGGAGUGGUUAUCCCCCGGAUGGACAUUUGCGGCCUAUGCGGCUGUUUGCGUGAUCGGUUGGUUCGGCGUUUGGGCUAUCUAUCCCGAGAUGAGCGGGCUCCGCUUGGAAGAAGUCAAAGAGCUUCUAGCAGAUGGCUGGGGAGUUCAAGAAAGCCUAACGCGGCGUCGUAGCCGUCAUGAUAUUAUUCAGUACAUUGCCUAUCUGCUCCCACAUGAUGUUGACAUUGCAAAUCUCGCUCAGUGCUGUUCAUCACUAGCAGCGAAGACGCUUCCAGCCCAAGCCUCCGUCUGGCGAAGGCGCUUCAAGGAUCUUUACGACGUCCCACAGCACUAUCCCUCAAAGGAGAUCAAAAUCAGAUAUCAGAUUCGCGCCAUUGUUCUCUCGAAAUCGAUCAGUUUUUGUCAUGGCCAGAAAGAGAAGCAGACUUUCUGGCUAGAGGUAAUGCGAGACAUGAUUUUGGAAUCGAACAAGCAAUCACCAUCCAAAAACUUUGAGAGAAUUCGAUGCCUUCUAUUUAAUUCCAGUUUCCUGAGCAGGCCGGUUAGUGGCUACGGCCUGAAGGACGCCGGCCGGCCUUCAGAUCUUUUCUGUGCGAUUCAAUUGUGUCUCACUGAAUUAGCACUGGAUCCUGUAAUGUCUGUCCAUUGCCUCAGAACGGACUAUGACAUUGGCGCGGUUUACACUUAUGGCGUCGAGUCCGGCAUACCUGUCGUGCAUUCGAACAAGCUCAACCUAGAAAAGAUACUCCACAUACGCAAUUUCUGGAUACGCCAUCUUCUCAAUCCCGCCGAAGCGACCUUUUGUGCUUCUUACUCUAGCUUGCCAUUCUAUCACAGGCCCAGACCAUGGGGCGAGGCUGCACCGCUUGAAGCCAGCUCCCCCUGGCUAGGAUAUUAUUCAUGUAUUCACCCGUAUCCAGGGUUGCUAAAGGAUCUCGAGAACCGUCAGACAUGCGCAGACCUAGACACUCAUUGGACACAGGUUGGGUUCAUGUCUCUUCAAACCAAACCAGAUCCUAGCCGUCUGAACUGGCCACCGUUAUUUGAAACGAUCAUACCGGUUAAUCCCUUGAACUCCCAACGAUCAUAUUUCCGCGGAAUUCAGAAAUCAUCCGGCUCUGUCGAUGAAGCGCCAUGUUUGGUGCGAGGUUUCUGUGAGCCAAUUUCCAUAGCUCAGGGUGGUUUUCCUGGCUGGUGUCGUAUUUGCUUUGUGAUAUAUGAGCGAGACCCUGCUGAUAUACCCCCUGCUCCUGCAUGUGAUGUUACAGAGCCUGAAGCAGACGACUAUGCUUGGCUCUUCCAGGAAGGAUGGCCGCCUUCGGACCUAGUGACUGAGUUCUACUGGAUUCGUGGUUAUGAGGGCGUGAUUCUUCCAGGGGGUAGGAUCAUGAUAGGAAGCUGGAUAGACAUGAUUGACACGGCGGAUAGGGGCCCCUUUAUUUUUUGGAAACGAUGA